AUGAACCAAAGCAUGGCAGCGUGGCUGUCCCAACACGGCAAGCAACAUGGACUUCACCUCAGAGUCUAACCUGUUCUCUCUGGAUGGCUCAUCCUGGAGUCCAGUUCCCUCCUCCCCGCCGACCGAGGUUGCACCCGCACACAUGGAGGCGGACGAAUAUGCCCUCCACCAUGGCCUCACAUUCCCCGGUAUUGACCCCUGGUCCGACAUUCUCGACGAAACCGGCACCAUUGCUGCCACCAUUGUCGACGUCCAACCCAGUCAUUUGAUCGAAAAUGGAACACUGCAAGAAUGCGCCUUCCGCCCCAUCAUCCCCGCACCGGAGCAAUGGCAGGUGCCGGCUGAGUCAAUGCAACUGCUUCAACAGACCUUUCAACGAUGCACUACGAUUGAGGUUGCCGAUCUGAUGGAAGAAUUGUGCCUGGAGGAAACCCCUAGCCUGAAAGAGCUCAAGCUCGAACCCCCCAUCAUUCGAAGCGACCACAAUAGCGACUGCCACAGGUUGAGACGGAGAGUCACCUCUUUCCGGAAGGACACGCUGCCAGACCACGGCCUUCCCCUGGAGGAUGCCGAUGUGACCGAGGGUGAAGGGCUUGAGUUUGCCGAAAAUGCAAAUGCCAUGGAGAAGGAAUUGUUGAAGAAGGCUGCAACUGAGCCGCUCGAGGUUACAAAGGAGACAGUAGGAUAUCUUGUGCAGAUUCUCAAGACGGAGUGGAUCGACAAAGAUCAGUGGGAUCUGUUGGCUAGUAACAGCACUUAUCAUGGUCUUCCAAGUUUUGGAGCUACAGAGCCUUUGUCACCGCCCCUGAGUCCUAUGCUGGAACCAUUCGAUGAUCUGUUUGUUCCUGAUGAAGAGACAAGUCGGGUUCCGCAACCUUCUUCUCCAUUUUCUGACAUCAGUGAAGAGAUCCGGGUUGCGGAGAACAAGCUUCUUCAGCAAGACGAGAUUUUUUGGGAUGAGGCGACGACAGCUCAAAUCUCACCCGACCGCUCUGAUGAUAUGGACAUCCCGGAAAUGAUAAGAGGUGGGCUCUUUGAGUCAUCAGUGUUGCCACCGAUACACUACCCGCUCCCCGAGCACCCGUAUCUCGACGUGCCAAUAUUUCCACCUCUUCCGCACUCGCAACCUGACGAUGCCUUGUGGCUUGAAGACCUUACACAUGCAGGUGUUCUGACUGAGCCAAGAAGCAUGUCCCCAGAGAUCUAUGAGGAGGAACGCCAUCUUUCAAGGUUCUUUGACGACAAGGCUGCCACGCUCGUGCGGUACGCUGAACAGGAAAGACUCGAGCCACUUGACGCCAUAGCCCGGGUUUCAGUUCCUCUCAUGGACUUCUCGUUGCCGACCCCGGCAUGGGAGCAACAGCUCCAGAGCGCCAGGGCACAAUUCGGCUUUAUUCGAGGGACAACCGACGUCGACUGGCAAGGGACCAAGUGGGGUCACAACAGAGCGGCUGAGCAGCGGAUCGUCUGGACGCCUAUGGCGCAUAUGAAAGCAAAGACAUUGGCACCUGAGGCCAUCAAGGUAGACCAGGGGCACCUUGACCACUUCCUAGGACAUGGAGAAGACGAACAUGUGAUGACAAGUGAAGACCUGGUGCGCAAGAAACCAGGACUGUUGAUCCUGCAGAUGCAUCUUGACGACGAUGAAGAAUUACUACCUUUGUCCUCCACGGGAGACCCAACAUUGACCACUUCACGUGCUAAUCGAGAAGAUGGGAGCUCGAGCGAACCACUGACCAGGACAACAGUCACACACCGAGCCCGGCCAGUCGAAGAUGGUGUAGUGGAGCCGCCGGUCCCAGGUCCCGUUGCGGUUUUGGCCGGCCAAAAAAGACUUCGAGCAGAUCCCAUAGAGAUACGGCCAAUACCAAGGCCAUCUGCCCACCCACCAACGCGCCGCAUGCUCGGCCUAGCUGAAGGUGAUAACCUCCCGCCGGUCCCAACAACAGAUCUAUUCGGGGGGCUUGUGCAAGAAUACCCCGACUUCAGAACGUUGCUCGAUUCUUUUGUUGCGGUCAACUUCCGCGCUGUAACAGACCGAUCCAACAGCGGCCAUCCCAGCUAUCGGGUUAAUAAACUAUUCGGGGCCACACAACCAGCGGAGUCGCUCCCUGCUCUUCCUGAGAUCCCAGCAGCUGCUCCAGACAUUGCGCCUCCGGAACAGCGGCCCAGAAUAGUUGCAUCCUUCACGGCGGUUGGCCCAAUGGCGCAGUUCUUAACGAAGCUCCUCCCCGGAAUAGAGAUUGUACGUCGCGACUACAAACCUCACCGACCAGCUACAUGGUUCCCAGGCCUGCGUUCGCCUAACCUUGACGACGCUGACUUGACGAUAUCCCCUGCCACUGGGAUUAUGCUGCUUACCAUGGUAAAGCUGCGUCAAAGGCCCAUGCCAGGCCAACCGGACAAGACAGUGAACUAUCACAGCGUGGUCCAGAAUGCUGCUUUGCGGUACGAGCGGUUGAUCGUCUUUGUGUCUGAGGGCAACAAGUUCAAUGAGGCGAUGACACCGCUGUCUCAGUCAGAUGCAAAGGCGCUGGCCGAGUUUCAGGGAUUUGUGGGCGGUUUGGACACAGAGGUGCGUGUGUUGUAUGUGGGAGGAGGAACCGAGACGCUGGCGAAGUGGGUGGCGAAGACGAUCUGUGACCAUGCCAGCGAGCAAGCUGAUGUGAGGAGCUUGGUGACUCCUCCGGAAACUCACCAAGAGGCCUUUCUCUUCCGGGCAGGCAUGAACGUGUUUGCCGCCCAGGUCAUUCUCAAAAGGCUGUCUGUCCCGGCAGAUGGCUUGGCCGUAGGAGGCAAGAGAGGGCAGUCAUAUGGAUUGCCGAAGUUUCUGAUGAUGUCGUUGGAGGAUAGAAUCGCCAUGCUUGAGGAAUUGCUUGGGGGGCGGAAGAUAUUGGAACGAGCCAGCCGGGUUCUUGAUGAGCCGUGGGGCCAACAUGCGGUUGGCGAGUAUGACGAUGACGAUGUAUUUGAAGGUUCUGACAUGUAAGAUGGCGGGAGGCGAUCGAUGUCGGAUGAUGUACUCGGAUCUUUUGCCGGCUUUUGCUCUGAAAAUCGUUUGCUCGAUACCAGGUAGCUAUGGGUAGUGUUGACCCCUUGCGAUAUUUGCUCAAAUGCUUUGCUCAAAUACCAAACUUCAUUCUUUCUCUUCCACAUCUCCCUCUAGUGGCUCAAAUUCUUGCGCUGCCGCACCAUUGCUGGCAUCAAUACUCCAGACCUUGAGGCUUGUUUCCUCGACGACAAAAGCUGGCUUUUUCCCGGAUGACGAGUCAUCCUCACUGUCGCUGUCGCUAUCAUCGCUGCUACCCUCAUCACUGCUAUCACCAUCCGCCACCUUCCAACUCCCCGAGCAAGUAGCCAGCACACUCCCACUCGAAUGCAUAGCCGUCGCACCAACUGCGCUCUCCCCAUCAUUCACCCCCCACUCCCAAGUCGGCUUCGUUUCCUCUUCGUUCAUCCCAACCCCUUCAUACAUGACCACCGUCCCGUUCUUCCUCCCAGCCCAAACCUCAAAACCGUUGCCGUUUUGAUCGGGAAAGACGUCGACGCCGAGUCGCUGAUUUGUUGUCCCAUCUCUGCCGGAUAACCACCCUAGCAGUUUAUGCGUCCCCCUCACAUCAUAAACCAGCAACCCUUCACUCCCUCUUUCAUUCACAACCAAGUACCGCCCACACGGACUCCAGAUUGUUUGGACAACUCCCUUGCCUUUAACCCCCGCUUCGUGAUCAGCGGAGGGUUUAACGCUGAAGUUGGCGAUGACGCUGCCGGAGCGGUAGAUGUCGUACAACCCCACCCAUCUUGUCCAAGUUCCCGCAGCUAGUAUCCCCUCCCCAGCACCUGUCGGCUGAAGCCCCAACGCGGAAACGGUCCCUCGCAUUCCUAUACCAUUUCCCUUGCUGAUGUGACGAGUGGAGGGGAUGGUAGGGAUUUUCAAGAGGGGGGUAGAGCACAGGGAAUCAGGGCGGGAGAUGUCGAAUAAGGCGAGGAGGUUGGUUGUUCCGGUUAUGAAGUGAGUACCUGGGGAGGGCCAGAUGAGGGAGGUGAUGGGGAGGUAGGAUUCUGUUUCUGGUUUUAUUAAAAAGAAGGAGGC
Messenger RNA from Podospora bellae-mahoneyi, 4090 nucleotides. RefSeq lists its product as uncharacterized. The transcript has 2 exons. The record is from RefSeq and is a predicted model, not a curated record. NCBI's taxonomy places the organism in Eukaryota, Fungi, Ascomycota, Sordariomycetes, Sordariales, Podosporaceae. The coding region runs from base 47 to 2989 and encodes 980 amino acids.